Messenger RNA from Leptosomus discolor (cuckoo roller), 1017 nucleotides. The record is from RefSeq and is a predicted model, not a curated record. NCBI's taxonomy places the organism in Eukaryota, Metazoa, Chordata, Aves, Leptosomiformes, Leptosomidae.
GAGUCCAAGUUUAAAGAAACUGGAGUAAUUACACCUGAAGAAUUUGUAGCAGCUGGAGAUCACUUAGUUCACCACUGUCCUACUUGGCAAUGGUCUUCAGGAGAAGAGCUAAAAGUCAAGGCUUAUCUGCCAACAGACAAACAGUUUUUGGUAACUAAAAAUGUGCCGUGCUACAAAAGGUGUAAGCAGAUGGAGUACUCAGAUGAGCAGGAAGCAAUUAUAGAAGAAGAUGAUGGUGAUGGGGGAUGGGUAGACACUUUUCACAAUGCAGGUAUAGUGGGUGCAACAGAAGCAGUUAAGGAGAUCACACUAGACAGUAAGGAUAAUAUAAAAAUACCAGAACGUUCAGCAUCUUGUGAAGAUGAUGAUGAGGAAGAUGAAGGAGAAGCUGCAGACAUGGAAGAGUACGAAGAAAGUGGGCUUUUGGAGACAGAUGAUGCAACGCUUGACACAAGACAGAUUGUAGAAGCUAACAAAGCUAAAGUUGAUGUUGGAGGGGAGGAUGCUAUUCUACAGACUAGAACUUACGACCUCUACAUCACUUAUGACAAAUAUUACCAAACUCCAAGGCUCUGGUUAUUUGGAUAUGAUGAGCAACGGCAGCCUUUAACAGUAGAGCAUAUGUAUGAAGAUAUCAGUCAAGAUCAUGUCAAGAAAACAGUGACCAUUGAAAACCAUCCUCAUCUCCCUCCACCUCCCAUGUGCUCAGUUCACCCGUGCAGGCAUGCAGAAGUUAUGAAGAAAAUAAUCGAGACUGUUGCAGAAGGUGGGGGAGAACUUGGAGUUCACAUGUACCUUCUUAUUUUCUUGAAAUUUGUACAGGCAGUCAUUCCAACAAUAGAAUAUGACUACACGAGGCACUUUACGAUGUAACUAAAAUAAGAGAUGUCCUCCUCUAAUCAUCAAAUCUUUUUUUUUUUAAAUAACCCAUCCAUGUGACUCAUACAACAUUAUACAAAAUUUCUGUAACUAACCUUUUAUCAGCUUGAUGAAUUAAAAUAAAAUAUUCCAUUACCA